Danio aesculapii is the source of this 1799-nucleotide messenger RNA. It is a transcript of the gene cstf1, whose product is annotated as cleavage stimulation factor, 3' pre-RNA, subunit 1. The record is from RefSeq and is a predicted model, not a curated record. Gene Ontology annotation, cellular component: mRNA cleavage stimulating factor complex. Gene Ontology annotation, biological process: mRNA 3'-end processing. Lineage: Eukaryota; Metazoa; Chordata; Actinopteri; Cypriniformes; Danionidae. Gene Ontology annotation, molecular function: RNA binding; protein binding. Bases 64 to 1359 code for a protein of 431 amino acids. The transcript is spliced from 6 exons.
GUCUUGACGUCAGACGCACAGAACGUGUGCGCGCAUCCCCUGAAGUGGCAGCAAACAGCCAAGAUGUUCCGACCCAAACCCACACUGAAGGACAGACAGCAUCUGUACAAGCUGAUCAUCAGUCAACUGCUGUAUGAUGGAUACACCAACAUCGCCAACAGCCUCAUCAGUGAAGUCAAGCCGCAGAAUGUGGUUUCUCCAUCAGAGCAGCUCAUGCAGCUCGCCAAGAUAGGAAUGGAGAAUGAUGACAGCGCUGUGCAGUACGCCAUUGGCCGCUCAGACACUGUGGCCCCUGGUGUGGGCAUAGAUCUGGAGUUUGAUGCCGAUGUGCAGACCAUGUCCCCUGAAGCAUCAGAGUACGAGACCUGCUAUGUGACGUCCCAUAAGGGUCCGUGUCGUGUGGCCACAUACAGCCGUGAUGGGCAACUCAUCGCCACAGGCUCCGCCGACGCCUCCAUCAAGAUACUGGACACCGAGCGCAUGCUGGCCAAGAGCGCCAUGCCUCUGGAAGUUAUGAUGAACGAAACGGCCCAGCAGAACAUGGAGAACCACCCUGUGAUCAGAACUUUGUAUGAUCACGUGGACGAGGUCACGUGUCUCGCUUUUCACCCGACAGAGCAGAUCCUGGCCUCUGGAUCUCGAGAUUACACUCUGAAACUCUUCGAUUAUUCAAAACCUUCUGCAAAAAGAGCCUUUAAGCACGUACAGGAAGCAGAAAUGCUGCGGUCCAUAUCCUUCCACCCGUCUGGGGAUUUCUUACUGGUUGGUACGCAGCAUCCAACACUUCGCCUUUAUGAUGUUAACACUUUCCAGUGUUUCGUGUCCUGCAACCCCCUGGAUCAGCACACAGACACCAUUUGCGGAGUCUGUUACAAUCCCAGUGCCAACAGCUACGUGACCUGCAGCAAAGACGGCAGCAUCAAACUGUGGGACGGCGUGUCUAACCGCUGCGUGACCACCUUUGAUAAAGCUCAUGAGGGUGCAGAGGUCUGUUCGGCCGUCUUCUCCAAGAACUCCAAGUACAUUCUGUCCACCGGGAAAGAUUCUGUUGCCAAACUCUGGGAAAUUUCCACAGGCCGUACGUUGGUCAAGUACACGGGUGCGGGUCUCAGUGGGCGGCAAACACACCGCACUCAGGGUGUUUUCAAUCACACCGAGGACUAUGUGCUACUGCCGGACGAGCGGACCAUCAGCCUGUGCUGCUGGGAUUCACGCACAGCUGAGAGGAAAAACCUGCUGUCACUGGGCCAUAACAACAUCGUGCGGUGUAUCGUACACUCACCCACAAACCCCGGCUUCAUGACCUGCAGCGAUGACUUCAGAGCACGAUUCUGGUAUCGCCGCACCACCACUGACUAACAGACAUUUGUGUGUUUGAGACCCCAAGAAUCUGAGGUUUACUUUUAACAGCCGGUCCUAAACACAGAAAUGUCCACACUGUGUAUGACAUCACCAAAGCUGCGACACACACAAUAUUUUUAAAAGCGUCAAAGAGCUCGAUGUCUCUUCUGACUGCGGUAUCUGUGCAUUACUGUCAGGUAGUGCUGUUUUUUUACUAAAUUUAACCCUUUUUUAAAACUUCGUUUCAUGGAUUUGAGAUCAUUUAGGAUUAUUGGAAUCAUCAUCCAUGAAGAUGCGUUGAUUUAUUCAUUUACAGCUAGUGGAAAAACACAUUUUGUGUUAUUUGUAUAUCUGAUAAGUAGACCGGGAUCAUUCUAUCAUGGCUCAUGCCUAGAAUGUCGUUUUGAUUUGGAUAUGUGUACCGUGCUCUUUGUUUUUAUUAAAAAAACUCUAAGAAA